This is a messenger RNA of Pezoporus occidentalis (night parrot), 1573 nucleotides long. RefSeq lists its product as uncharacterized. NCBI's taxonomy places the organism in Eukaryota, Metazoa, Chordata, Aves, Psittaciformes, Psittacidae. The record is from RefSeq and is a predicted model, not a curated record. Bases 1 to 945 code for a protein of 314 amino acids. The transcript has 6 exons.
AUGGCCCCCAACACCGCAGUGACCCCCAGCGCCUCGGUGGUCCCCACCAAUGCCUCAGUGGUUCCCAAAACCUCGGUGGUCCCCAGCACCUCGGUGGUCCCCAACUCUUCGGUGGUGCCCAAAGCCUUGGUGGCAGCUGCCAACACCUCGGUGGUCCCCAAAGCCUCAGUGGCCCCCAGCAUCUCAGUGGUCCCCAACACCUCGGUGACCAUCCCCAAAGCCUCGGUGGCCACCAACGCCUCUGUGAAUGGUACAGAAGCAAUGAAGCUCCAGCUCACCUGCCAGAGCUUCCAGUGCUCCGGGGAGAGGUGUUACCAGGAUGGAGCCCACGCCAACGAGACGGUGACCUGCCGUAAUGAGACUUACUGUGAGCUGUAUCGUUUCUCCAGCACAAACUACACAGCCAGGUGCAGCAGUGCCUGCGGCUCGGGGAUGUGCAGGGCCAACAGCAGCGUGAGCACACCCGAGUGUGCCCUGGACUGCUGCAACUCCUCCCUCUGCCUGCAGCUCAACGCCAGCUCCUAUGGUGACCUGCCCCCUGCCACCAUGCCACCGACGACCACCACCUCCAGAGCUCCCCCCCACAACGGGAAGGUGUGCGCAGCGUUCUCCUGUCACGGGGAUGGAUGUUUCAAAGGCAAGAAGGCUGUUGCUAGAUGCAGUGUUGGGCAGGACUUCUGUGAGAUGAAGAAGAUGGGCUUGAAUUACAUGGCGGGAUGCAGCAAAGCCUGCAAGGCUGCCAAACCAGUCUGUGCUGCUGGGACCAAGGCUGCCUGUUACCAGGAGUGCUGCCCAGCCACCCUGAAAGCCAGCUGCCUGAGGCUGGAUGGCAAAGUCCACGUCAGUGGUGCUGGGCGGGUGUCUGCGGCCCCGCUCAUGAAGCUCAUGGUGUGUGGGGUGGUUCUUCUCCUCACUUCCAGGGGCUCUGCUUCCCUCUGGGGGUAAGCAGCAGCCUGGAUGCUCUGCAGUGCUCCUCAGCAUCCCUGCUGCUCUCUGGCUUCAGCCAAGGCCGCUAUUGAACACCCUCUGUUCCAUCCCUGUCCCAAGGUGGCCCAGUUGCAUGUGGCUGCUUCUUCCCCUGUGCAGGUGCCUCCUGCCCACAGGGCAAGCCUAGGCCUCUGAGCUUAGCUCAGCCCUACGCAGGCCCUGGAUGCUGAUUCCCAAUUCCCACCUCUCAUCCCUAAGCUCCACUCCAAAUCCUGCACCUUCCCAGGAUGGGUGAGCCCCACGUCCUGUUUGGCAUCUUGCAUUCAGUGAGUUUUAACUCCUUGUGAUUGAGCCUCCCCCAGCACAGCCAGAGGAAAGGCAUUUAAUCCAUGCACUAAGGAAGCUGCAAAGGGCCGUUGUUCCCUGUGCUGCCAAAAACCUGGAGGCUUGGGAGAUCUGCAAGCCAACACGGGUUUCUGGGAGCUGCUGCAGAUGGGGCUAUGGAUGCUGGAUGAGUAACCUUGGGAGCAGGAAUGGGAUGGGGUUAAGCCUGCUUAAACCCCAGAAAGUUCUGCCUUGACUGAAGGCACAGAGCUUGCUUUAGUUGCUAAUCCGCUCACAGUGCGGCCUUUCUGAGCAUCCUCUU